Chilo suppressalis (striped riceborer) is the source of this 1746-nucleotide messenger RNA. The record is from the annotation of a GenBank genome assembly. NCBI's taxonomy places the organism in Eukaryota, Metazoa, Arthropoda, Insecta, Lepidoptera, Crambidae.
GUGAGCACUGUCACGUACGCAGAGAAACCGGAUCUCGAUCGGCAGUGCUCAAAUUCAGGGCUCGCGGAGUGCAUCCUGCGCGUCGUAUUUUAGUUUCACGUUCUUUAACAAUAAUAGUGUUUUAUAAAGAAAAAAGUGUAAACAUGGUUUACUGCACUGUGUGUUUGAACAAUAAUAGAACGAAGAAGAACAUUUCAUUUUUCAACUAUCCCAAAGACUCCACUAGACGACAGGAGUGGUUAAAAGCUGUUGGGCGAGAAGACCUCCUUUCAAAACUUGCUGACGAAAAAACAAGACAACAGUACAGAGUCUGUGAGGUUCACUUCGAGCCAUCCUGUUUUAAAUAUUCUAAAAACAAAAAUGUAAAAUAUUUAUUUGAUACUGCUCUUCCCACACUUAACUUGCCGAGCAAUCCUGGAACGUCUUCGAGUUCAAGCCAGUGUGAGAAAAUAAUAUAUGUACAAGAGAGACAGAACAUUCAAUUUACACCUAUUGCUCAGAUAUCUUCAAAUUUAAAAAUACCUUUAAGGAAAAGAGAUAUUUUGAGAGAUCAAAAGCAAACUUGUGAAAGAAAAUCAGUGCAUACAACGCUUCUCCUUUCAGCGGAUGACACUGAUGACGCGCCGGUGGAGCACCAGGACAUAAUUUGCAACAACUGCAGUAACACGAUCAUCGGCUUCAGAUACAAGUGCGUCACGUGCGUAGACUACGACCUGUGUCCGAAAUGUGAGAUGUCUGAAACUCACGCUCAACACUACAUGCUGAGGAUACCGAGGCCUACCAAAUUUAAAAUCGUCGAUGACCUAACAAAGAAGUGGAAAGAUUUCUUUAAAGCGGAGCACAUUCGACCAGAUUGCAGAGAAACCACCGAUUACUCCUCGUGCGACAGUAGUGAUGACGAACCCAUCACCAAAUACUCUAAGCAGUAUGACAGUGGCGUGGACUUGUCUGAAGAUGUGAAAGAAACCUUACGGAAAGAGGUGGCUAGGGUGCUGAAAAUCAAAGACUUUAGCAAAACGAAGAAGGCUAGAGAAAAAACUUUGUUGAAGAGGAGUGCAGGAGGAACUGCAACUCAUCCAAUCAAAAAACAAAAAGCAGAUCCGCUGCCUGUCACAGACAAAAUAGCGUCAACAGACUCGAGUGCAGGCCCAGCAGUGCCGGAAGUUGCGUUCGCAGACGUCAAUCAGCUCGGCGACCAGGUGGACGUUAAGUAUGAGGUCCCCAUGUCGUCUGGCAACAUUGAAGAUUUCGUCCAACCGAUGAUGCACGUAAAAUUGAGUGAUGAUCUCACAGAGCUCAUGAUUGAGAUGACCCAGAACGGCCAGAGGACGGUUUACAAAUACAGUGAUUAGCGUUGAUCUAUUAAUGUAUGCUUGUAACUAGUGCGGGCAAUUAAAAACAGCGGCGAUCAAUGUUUAAGCAUUACCGUUUAGUUUUUGAAGUCCGUAAUUAUUUCAAUAAUAAUGAGAAAAGCAUUUAAAAUGAAGGGAAAAUUUUCAGAUAAGUGUGCAUAUAUACCUUAUCUGCAAUGAAUUCACUUUGAGCAUGUUUAUAUCUGUAUAUUGAUCUGAGUUAAUAAUAUUUUUUUAUAAAAGUUAUGAACAUUUUUUUUAUUUUUUAUUUAUUAAUUGUAAAUAAUCAGAAUUUAUUUAAUUUUCUUGUAAAUUGUAAUAAUAUAAUUUAAACAUUGUAAUAAUAGAAUUAAAUAUAAGUAAAAAUAAUUAAAUAAAUGAAGUUCUGACGUAA